Molecule: messenger RNA, 3234 nt
Organism: Gordionus sp. m RMFG-2023
Lineage: Eukaryota; Metazoa; Nematomorpha; Gordioida; Chordodea; Parachordodidae
Product: GATA zinc finger domain-containing protein 14-like
Exons: 5
Coding region: 1-2940 (979 amino acids)
Source: RefSeq, a predicted model, not a curated record
AUGCAGAAAUCGAUAUACCCGGGUCUACCUUUCAAUUUUCCUUGGUUUUUAUUCGACUAUUCUCCGCAAGGAUUGGCUGUUCUGAAGGAGCACUACGACAAGUCGCUAUCUACUCAAGAACAUUCUGUCGCUAAAACCGAUUUUAACCGCAUUAAAGAUAAUGUUCGCGGCAGCAAGCGCAAAUGCAAGUCCGACAAAUGUUCAAUAACUCCUACUCCCAUUUCGAUCUACGACACCGGUUAUAACCCCUUGGAUUCCACCCAAAGACAAAGAACCUCGACCCCGCGUACACCGGAAUACCCCGAAACAUUUGUGGAGGACAUUUUAAGGAAUAUUCCUAAUCUAGAGGAGGAUCCUUCUUUCCGCCAACAUUUUUUAGCCAAUUACGAAAAGAUUUUAGGCGUAGUACCGAAUAUUAUUAAUAAUAGCCUCAAAGAAAAAACGCCGAAAGCCCAAAACGCUCUCCAGCAUACUUUAAACGAAGCAUCUAUCAAAGAAUUAUGGCAAAAUUUUUUUGCCUCCGUACCUUUUAUCCCAUUUGCCUCCACGAAGGGAGCAUCGCCUACCCUCGUUAAAUCGUCCCUAGGUGAGCAUACCACUUUCGACAAUAACGAGGAAAAGGAGGGAUCAGAAAAAUCUCCGUCGAUUAAAUCCACCGAUAAUAUCCGAUCUGAAGUAGAAAUAAAACAAAUAGAAGACACGAGAUCUGACAAGUCCGAUCUCUACCUACCCGAUAUCGAUAUUCCAAUAAAAAUAGCCAUCCCGAACCAACAAGAAUCAUCUGCUCAUAUCGAAGACUCGGAAAACGAAAUGGCCGAAACAGACGAUUCCCAUCUUUACAGCCGCAGCAUUCAUUCACAUCCACCCACUCCUUCUGCCGACUAUAAUAACCCCACGAACAACGAUUCAGGUUUCCAGGGGUCCGAAUCUAGUUUAAAUAGGAGGACUAAUUCCUUGAACAACGAAGCAAAUGGCAAUAAUAACCCUAACGAUCAUCCUGCAGAUGAGGAUUUGUGCAAAUCCUUAGUCAAUUCCUCUCCUACAUUGACCCUCUUCGAAAGACAGCAACAGAUUCAAGCCCUUUCGUUGUUGGAAUUCCUAAAUUCCGUCACUACUACCCAACAUCAUUCUUCCUUUCAUCCUCCCCAUUCCAAUAUUUUGGAAUCCGGGAUCAUCCAUCCAUCGGCCGAAUCAAACGAUUUGUUCCGCGAUCACCAGCAGCCUAUAAUUAAACGGGAACCGAACGAAAAUCCCUCACCCCAACAUAAGCACGCCGGAAACGAAGCAGACGUAACCAACAAUAAUAAUAGUAUCGCUCUUUCCGCCAAAGGAAGAGGAACUUGCGUGUGUUGUGAAAUAUGCGGCAAACGCUUCAAAUCGAAACUCACUCUUUCUAUUCACGAAAAAACUCACAAGAGUAGCGAAAGACCGUUCCCUUGCAAAUUUUGCGGCAAAGGAUUCAUGCAACAAACCCACCUCAAGCAGCACGAGCGGUGUCACACCAAAGAGAAGCCUUACACCUGCAACUAUUGCGACAAAAUGUUCACCCAGAAAAGCGGGGUCGUUCAGCACGAAAGGAUUCAUACCGGUGAAAAACCUUACAUCUGUAAGUACUGCCCCAAGGCUUAUCGCCAAAUGUCAGGUCUAAAGCAACACGUUACUAAACACAAGGACACCGACCCGCUAAGGGACGAUACCGCUAAAUCAGCCAAUCAAACUGGCGAGACAGAUGAGGAUAGAGCCGGAAGGGAGGAAAGCGGACCAUCCUCAAAACAAUCGUCUAAAAAGAAGAGCCAGCUACAUAACGAUAACCCCAAAAAUUCGAAUCCAUCCCUUAAUAACUCGAAUACAAACAACAACCCUAAAAGAAUUAACAAUAAUAAUCCUAACCCUAAUGCCAAUUAUUUGCUCACCGACUUUUUAGCCCCAGGUUUAUUUUUCCCUCCACCCCAGGCCCACUCUAAUUCCCUGGGGAGUCACAAUGCCCACAACGGUUCUCAGUACAUGGGAAACGUCGGCGGCGGCAAUAUAGCUAACCCUAAUAACUCCGGCAAUGCUCCUCACAAUGGCCCCUUCGGCAAUAGCGCAAACAAUCCCAACUCCAAUCCGAAUAACCCGAAUCAUCCUAGUAACCAUAACAGUAAUAAUGGCUUAAUGUUCAUGAACAACUUGGGUAAUUUCGGUAAUCUCAACAAUCACCUCGUUAACCAAAACAUGAAUGGCGUGAAUCACAACAACUUGCUCCUACAGAAUGCCGCUUCCCUCAACAACCUACAAAACCUUAACAAUCUAAGUAACCUAAACAAUUUAGGCAGCCUUAACAAUCCCACUGAUUACGAGACUUCCCUAUUAGACCACUUCUACCAGCAACAGCAGAUGCAGCAACAGUUACAGCAAAAUAUUUCUUCCGAUUCCAAUUUUAAUAACCAUCCGGCCACCAACUUAACCUCCUAUUUUGGGGGCCCCAAUAAUAAUUCAGGCGGACCCCCUCCGCCUUAUUACCUUUUCCCUCCGGGGGGUCAGAAUUUUGCUCAUCCCUCAUUCAAUCACGCUGCUUCCUUCAAUAAUCAGCUCCUGAAUAACCAGUUAUCCAAUCAACCGACCAAUAACAGUAGCGCCACUAACGGGAAUUCUCAAAAUAGCGGAAGUAAUAGUAACAACAAUGCCAAAAGUAAAAAUACCGCCGCUACCGACCACCAUAAUAGCUUAUCCCACAAACAAAAUAGCAUGAAUUUGCCGCACCCCUUGAUGUACCGAGAUAUGAUGUUGAAUCGUCAAGCCCACCCUAAUCUACCUCCCAACUUUAUGGGAUUCGGUCUUCGGAAAGAGGUCAUGGAAAGCAUGGGCAUGUUGAACCCAUUCGUUCAUUCUGCCAGCACCGGAAAUAAUGCCAAAUCUUUGCCCUCGAAUCAAACAACAUCCAAAUCAUCUAGAAAAUAAGAUUUAAAAUCGAAAGAUAAAGAAAAUCGCAUCAAUUUAGCAUUGCGGAUAUUAUAUUACAAUGUGCCCUUAUUAGAAUCUCACUAAAAAAAAAUUCCUAUUUCCUAUAGUGGGAUGAAAUUUUAUAUUCCCCUCACAAAACACUCGUCAUUACACAUCCUUUAUUCCAUUUCUAAUCCUAUAUUUUAAUGGCGCCUCCAUCUUACCGCCAUCAUAUAUUUUUUUUUCUUCCCAUUAUUCGUUUAUUAUAUUUGAAUUUUAUAUAAUAAUUUUUAAAAGAAAAUAUUAGAAAAU